This is a messenger RNA of Anoplopoma fimbria (sablefish), 2149 nucleotides long. RefSeq names its product calpain-1 catalytic subunit-like. The coding region runs from base 1 to 2094 and encodes 697 amino acids. The transcript has 21 exons. Gene Ontology annotation, cellular component: cytoplasm. Gene Ontology annotation, biological process: proteolysis. NCBI's taxonomy places the organism in Eukaryota, Metazoa, Chordata, Actinopteri, Perciformes, Anoplopomatidae. The record is from RefSeq and is a predicted model, not a curated record. Gene Ontology annotation, molecular function: calcium-dependent cysteine-type endopeptidase activity; calcium ion binding.
AUGCCUCCACCGGGUGUGUGUCUGAGCAUUAUUAAUGCACGUCACAUGAAAGAUGGCAUUGGGACCUUCACCAACCCUGAGCGGUUUAACAACCAAGACUUUGAGCAGCUGAAACAGUUCUGUCUCAUCAAACAAGUGAGGUACAUCGACGACAUGUUCCCCCCUGACAGCAGGUCCAUCGGCAAAGGGAUACUGAGUCCUUCUGACCUGAAUCGAGUGGUGUGGCUGAGACCAUCAAAAAUAGUUCAAUAUCCAUCUUUUGAAGUUGCCGGGGUCUCCAGGUUUGACUUUGGGCAAGGCAUGGUUGGAAACUGCUGGUUUCUCGCAUCUAUUGGAGCUCUGACGUUCCAGGAUUUCAUCCUAAAGCAAGUUGUUCCUUUUGAGCAAAGAUUUGAUGAGGACUACUGCGGGCUGUUCCACUUCAGGUUCUGGAGAUUUGGAAGAUGGGUGGAUGUUGUCAUUGAUGAUAAGCUACCAACAGUUGAUGGCAGACUAAUCUUUGUUCGGCCGAAAGACCCAACUGAGUUCUGGCCUGCUCUGCUGGAGAAAGCCUAUGCCAAAGUGUGUGGUUCCUACUCAGACAUGACUGCAGGAACCCCUGCCGAGGCUUUGGUGGACUUCACUGGUGGUGUUCACAUUUGUGUUGAGCUGCAAGACCCUCCCGUAGACCUUUGGGAACUGAUGUGGAGAGCUGGUCAAUCCAAGUCACUGAUGGGCUGUGGUACACAGCAGGGGGACACCUCUGCCAACACUGUGUUACAAAAUGGAUUGGUCCAAGGCCAUGCCUACACUGUCACGGGUUUGAAGCAGAUGAUGAGCCAAGGGCAACUGGUACACCUGCUGCGUUUGUGGAACCCCUGGGGCACAGGAGAGUGGAAGGGAGACUGGAGUGAUGAGUCGCCUUUGUGGCAAACUGUGAGUCCUCAAGAUCGUGAGUCGUGCCGUUCAAUUGCUGAUGAUGGGGAGUUUUGGAUGACCCUUGAGGACUUCUGUAAGUUCUACACUGAUCUUGACAUCUGCUGCUUGUGUCCCGACUUCCUUGACGGAAACUCUUCAUGCCAUUGGAAGACCUCCUUCUAUGAGGGCCGAUGGGUUGCAGGAAUAACUGCUGGAGGAUGCAUGAAUAACUUCGACAGUUUCUGGACUAAUCCACAGUAUCGUGUCAAGAUUGAUGAUUUACUCAGUGAAUGUUCCGCACAACAGGGUGAGAAAAACAUUCUGGUGUCUCUCAUGCAAAAGCCUGACAAGAGAAACAGACGCCUUGUCCAAAAUCUCCACAUUGGCAUCAAUGUAUAUGAGGUGACUGAAGAAUACAAGGCACAGAGGGGGAAGUUCCCAGAAACUUUCUUCCGCAAGAACAACCCUGUUGCCCAAACUAAAGUCUACAAGAAUGGGCGCGAGGUGAUGGAGUUCUUUAGACUGAAGCCUGGCGAAUACCUGAUUGUGCCGUCCACAUUCAAUCCCAAUGAGACGGCCUCCUUCAUCCUGACCAUCCUCUCCAAGUCAGAGACCCACGUCCAUGAGAAUUCUGGUGGCCAUGACCACGACCAUAACGAUCCCACACAAAUCGGGAAUGGAGAGAGCGACGGAAAAAAGAGAAACCUUUUCCGUCAGUACUCUGACAAGUAUGAAGAAGUGGAUGCUGAGCAGCUUCAGAGGCUUCUAAAUGAAAACAUCCUGAAAGGAGACUUGAAAUCUGGAGGCUUCAGCAUUGAUGCCUGUCGUAGCAUGGUUGCUCUGAUGGAUGCAUCAAUCAGUGGCAAACUAAACGGUGAGGAAUUUGUUCGUCUGUGGAACAAGGUCGACACGUACAAGGACAUUUUCUUCCGUUCUGAUGUUUCAAAAACAGGAACACUCUCACUGAGUGAGCUGAGGAACGCAAUCAUGGCUUCAGGAAAGAGGAUCAGCGAUGACAUUCUGAAUUUGAUGGCUCUGCGUUACGGUGCCUCCUCUUCUGGACAAAUAACACUGGAGAGCUUCAUCAGUCUCGUCCUUCGCUUUGAUUGCAUGAACCAAAUCUUCAGCCAGUUGUCUAAUGGAAUGCAAUUAACUCUUCUCGAAUCAGAGUGGCUGUACCUUUCGAUGUACACCUAAUCUGACAGAGAAGAUGAACUGCAGGAUUAAUUUGGAAUUACAGCAGCAGAUGAUG